UGACGGGCCGUCGUUCACCUGCUGGGAGUGUCCGUUGGGAGCCGCCGUGUUGUGAGGAGGACGGUGAGGCGCGACCGCCGCUGACCCGCCAUGGAGCUGCCGCCGCGGGCCGCGCUGCUCGGGAGCCUCCUGCUGUGCUGCGCAGCAACCUGGGACUUGGUAGAAUCUGAUUAUGAGAACUCCUCAUCUGAGAAGACGUUCCUCUGGCUGUCAUUUGAAGGUAGCUUUUGACUUCAGUUUUGCAGCAAGGCUGACAACUCAUCUUGAAACAAAUUUUACCUAAGACAGAAUGGUCUAACAAAAGGCCUAAAGAUAACUUCAACUGAGCAGCCUAUGGUUGAAAAAGCUCAAGGGGAGAAAGUUACAUUGCCAUGUACAUUCACUGUCUCACCAGAAGAUCAAGGCCCACUAGAUGUUGAAUGGGUCUUAAUACCAAUAGAUAAUCAAAAGAAGGAACAAACAAUCAUUAUGUACUCUGUAGACAGGAUUUAUAAUAAUUACUAUGAAGCUAUGAAUGGACGGGUACAGUUUACUAAUCCUGAUCCUAAAUCUGGUGACGGCUCCAUAGAUAUCCUGAAUCUAAAGUCAACAGACACGGGCACAUACCAGUGCAGAGUGAAGAAGGCUCCUGGAGUUGAAAGCCAAAAAAUACAGUUGACUGUGCUUGUAAAGCCAGCAAGGACUAAAUGCUACAUUGAAGGAUCACAGGAAACUGGAAGAGACCUUACCCUGAAAUGUGUAUCAGAAGAAGGCUCCCCACUCUUGUCCUACAACUGGAGAAAAUUAACUGGCACAGAGGAACUUCCGGCAACAUCAUUAUUGAAUAAAGAUACAGGUGAAUUGUCUCUGAAAAAUGCCUCUGAGGAGUACUCUGGUACAUACAAUUGUGUGGCUGCAAACAGAGUUGGCACUGAUGACUGUUUUGUUGUGCUAAAUGUCACUCCUCCUAUAAAUACAGCUGGCACAAUUGCCGGAGCAGUUAUUGGAACUCUUCUGGGUCUCUUUUUAUUGGCCUUUCUCGUCUUCUGUUGCUGUAAGAAACGUAAAGAGAAAAAAUAUGAAAAAGAAGUGCAUCAUGAUAUUAGAGAGGAUGUUCCUCCUCCAAAGAGUCGUAGUUCAACAGCACACAGCUAUAUAGGCAGCAAUCGUUCUUCCCUGGGUUCAAUGUCUCCCUCCAAUAUGGAAGGCUAUGCCAAGACACCAUAUAAUCAAGUACCAAGUGAAGACUUUGAACGUCGUUCUGGUCAAAACCCAAACUUUCCACCAUCAAAGGUAGCUGCACCUAAUCUAAGUAGAAUGGGAGCUGUCCCUGUGAUGAUUCCAGCACAAAGCAAGGAUGGGUCCAUAGUAUAGAAUGGUGCUAAUUUAUGCUUUUUUUUUAAAUUAUUCUUUACAAAUAUUAAAAACAAAACAAAAAAACCUUGUUCCAGCCUACAUUUAAAAAGUGCACAAAAUUGUCCUUGAAGAAAACGAACAGUUAGUUUGAACAGCCAUCAUUUUUGCUUAUUAAUUUUGAACUGUUAUUAAAAUAUAUUAAUUAAAAGCUUCAGCAAAAGCAUUUAAGUUCCUAAUGAGAUAUGAAACAAUGAAGGUAUUUGAAUUUUAGAUGAAGAAACACCAUAUCAGCUAGAUGUGGAAUUCUGAAUAUGAAACACAACAUUGUGUAUUUUUGACAGUGAAAAGACAUUGCAACUGUACUCCAUGAAAUUAGAUUUCCAGAGACUUCACCCUCAAAAUUUGGAAUGACUUAAAUACUUUGACUCCUUGGCCAUUCUGUGAUAAUGGCCACAGUGGCUGAAGUACUUGAAUGAUCUAAAUAUUUUACUGAAAGUCUGUGGAAAUCUUUACCUUUCGUAAUGUGCUUUUUGGGGCAUCUUCUGAAUUGCUGAGAACUCGUAUAUCAUGGGCUACCAGUUGCAGUUACUUGAACCCGAUCAACUAAUAAACUUGAUUUUGGGAUUAAAUGCAACAAAUGGAAAUGCUACAGGAGACCUUGCAAGCUUUAUGAAACCCCAAUUUUAAGAGAAGCGCAUUUUAUUAUAGUCAUGCCAAGCAACCCAAAACUGUUCACUGGCAUUAAAGGGGCAUGAUCAAGUUUAUACCAACUUGUUACUCAUGGAACCUAGUCUUCCAAAACUUCAGAUCAACUGUUGUUUUCCCAUGAAAAAUGGAUAUGUGUUUGUGGACAAAUAGUUAAAUUAUGCAGGAUAGAUAUUUAUCUGUCUUAAGAUUUUCAGAACCUUGCUUUAGUUUUCUAAAUCUCACUUUAGGUUUUUAAAUCCAUAUUUUGAUUCCAAAGAGGUAAGCGCACACAAACUCCAUCUGGAUUUAAUGGGAAAAGAUGAGUGCUCAUCAGUUCGUAAAAUCUGCCCACUUAUUUUGGAAACUUAUUUUUGACCCUAGUGUAUAUACACAGUACAACAUUAGUCUGCUAUUUUAGGACAUUGUGUAAACAGUUUUUGUACAAAGAAUUUGUAAAAGGGGUAAAAGAGCUUGGUCCUCGGUGUCCCCAUUAAAAACAAACCAACCUCUAAAUAUUGGUACCAAACCCUUUAAUUACAUUUACUUUCUCAUAACAAAAAUAGAAUUUCAAAUAAUUUCUCCUCUUCAUGCACUGUGGUUAUCCAAAAUUGUAGAUAUAGAACUAAAAUUCAUUAUUUUGUUUUGUU
Chelonia mydas (Green sea turtle) is the source of this 2669-nucleotide messenger RNA. RefSeq names its product CXADR Ig-like cell adhesion molecule (gene CXADR). Gene Ontology annotation, cellular component: basolateral plasma membrane; intercalated disc; bicellular tight junction. The coding region runs from base 334 to 1353 and encodes 339 amino acids. The record is from RefSeq and is a predicted model, not a curated record. NCBI's taxonomy places the organism in Eukaryota, Metazoa, Chordata, Testudines, Cheloniidae. The transcript is spliced from 8 exons. Gene Ontology annotation, biological process: homotypic cell-cell adhesion. Gene Ontology annotation, molecular function: cell adhesion molecule binding.